Lactuca virosa is the source of this 1012-nucleotide messenger RNA. The record is from the annotation of a GenBank genome assembly. NCBI's taxonomy places the organism in Eukaryota, Viridiplantae, Streptophyta, Magnoliopsida, Asterales, Asteraceae.
UUUAGGGUUAUAAAAGAUAAUAGAAGAGAAGAGAGAUAGAAUAAGAAAGAAGAGAAAGAAACAAUGGGAAAAGGGAGGUUAGAGUUGAAGAGAAUAGAGAACAAAAUAAACAGGCAAGUCACCUUUGCCAAGAGAAGAAAUGGGCUUCUCAAGAAAGCUUACGAGCUUUCUGUUCUCUGCGAUGCUGAGGUUGCUCUCAUCGUCUUCUCCACUCGUGGCAAGCUCUAUGAGUUCUCCAGCACCUCAAGCAUGUUGAAGACACUUGAGAGGUAUGAGAAAUGCAGUUUUGGUCCACCGGAACAAAGAAAGCCGGCGAAAGAGGAUCUUCAGGAACAAAGCAGUUACCAGGAAUACAUGAGGCUUAAAGAGCGCUACGACGCUCUGAAACAACUCGAAAGGAAUUACUAUGGCGAGGAGAUAGACUCCUUAACUAUCAACGAGCUCGAGUCGCUUGAAAGACAACUUAAUUGUUCAUUGAAACAGAUUAGAACAAUAAGGACUCAAUCGCUGCUGGAUAAGCUCUAUGAACAACAGAAGAUGGAACACCAACUUUACGAGUCCAACAAGACCCUUCGACUAAGAUGGUCACAGAUAGAAGAAGAAAGCCAAGCAGAGGCGCUCCAAUGGGAUGCACACGCACAUGCAAAUGGCAUGAUUUAUGGGCAUCAUCAACACCAACUGUCUCAACCCACACGUGACGCCUUCUAUCACGCAACUGGCUGUAAAACUACUUUGCAAAUUGGGUACCAAACGGAACAAAUGUCUGGGGUGACCUCUACGAACGUGAACCAUCAAAUGCAAGGUUGGCCAGCUUGAAAUUAACAAGAUUCAGUCUUUUGUUGCUAAAUCUGAUUUACUACAUAUGGUGUUGCAUGUUGGGGAAAAUUUGUUCUAUCUAAUCUUAAAUUUGAUAUGUUUAUGUUUAACCGAAUUUAGAGUCAAUCUAUCAAACUGUAUUAAUUUGUGGUGUAACCAAUUCGGUUUUAAGGAACAUACUUUGCUUUUUCUGAUC